AGUUAAUUUAUCUAUGGCUAACAUUUUGUCAAAUAUUCGUAAAUAUUUCGGUAAAUAUAAGAAAAAUGAACCGAAUUCCCAUAUACGAAGAGUACAGGUUGAUAGAAAGAAGUGAGAAUGAAAUUAAUGGAGCAUGGAAAGGAGCCCACCUCCUUCUAUUCUUCUUAGCAUUCGUGUUUGGUUCGUUCUGCACGUUUUGCUUCCACAUGCUGAUGUACCUGUUCGAUGAGAAGUGCGUGCUGUUCCCGAAACUCCUCUCCCUCACAUCACAUAAACACAACGUCAUUUACGAGUUCAUGCCGGCCGCCAAAGAUCUUGGCGAUUUACCUGUGGACUUCCUGAGCACCCAAUGGGUUGAGAAGAGCACCUGUUCUCUUCCAACGUACAUGCCACUGGUUUCUGGCAUCUUCGGGCUCGUGUGGACCACCAUGUUCCUUAUGUGCUCUACAGGCAGCAGAACAUUAACUGGCUUACAACGGCCGUGGCGAGUGCUGCCUCCCGUAUUUGUGUUCUCGUUAGCGAUGGGCGGCCUGUGCGUCUACUCGUCCGCAAUCACACACUAUGGGUUACAAGAACUCUGUGUUAAGCUAGGGGAGAUCACCGGCAGUCCCACUUGCUCAUACACAAUAAACAUAGCGACACUGACGUAUGAGCGGCGUAUCCGCGGCGUGUACCAGGCGACUCGGCUCACGAUACUGUCGGCGUGGCUGCACACCUUCUGCUGGCUGUUCUCCGCAGUCCUCGCUCUCGUCCGCGUCCUCCUGGCCGUGGACUUCCAGCUGGUGCGCGUCAGCGUCCAUCUGCAUGGUGACAUCGAUUCUAUACUGGAGAAACACGAGGUCCAAAUUAACACUGUUUCACCUGAAACUUGGUUCAACGAAAAAGAGGAAUCUCCAAGCGAUACAAAACUUCCUAUCAUGUUACAACAGCUGCCGCUUAAAUCAAUACUUCGUGCUGAAGAGGGAAGCGCACCCGCACUACCAGUACAAGAAAGUGAACUCCUAUACCAAACACAGCAUGACUUGGACCAUUUACCUUCAAUGACGUAUGACCUAGUAACUCCUGUGGCUAGCCCAGAAACUGCUAAAAAGGUCCCAGAAGACAAAUCAACUGUCGAAUGGUUAAAAAAUUUAUUAGGCGAUUUAAUUUUGUCAAGCACUUCUGGCAAAAGCUCAAAAUUUCCACAUUCAGUCUACUCAGUCGAAAAUGAAAGUCAUUCAAAAGAAAUAUCAAGGCAAUUCGCACAGGAAGAAAUCUUUGAGCCCAAAGUUGAAACAACUCCGCAUCAGCUUGACAGUAUUAUGCUAAGGGAUAUUCAAAAGGCUAAGAGAACUAAGAAAGAUCUUGUUUCUUUUGACGAUGACAUUAAUUCAAGACCUUCUACUUCCAAAGAACCUACAGCAUACGUUACCGAAAUGGACAUUACUGCAGACAAGCAAAGCAAAUUUGACAACGAUGGCGCAUCAAAUAAAACGGCGGAACAAAUAAAGGAGGCAACUUCUAAAAAUCAGAAUGGAAAGAAAUCUAAUUUAAAAACAAUUGCUAUUCAAACAGAAAAACGCAAAUAUAAGAAACGUACACGUGUUCAGAUAUCGGAGACAAAUGUCCAAAUAAAAUCUGAUUCUGACCAGCAGACGUCUACAACGACGGAUAAAAAAGACGUUGAUAAAGAAACACAAACUAAAGAGAAAGAAAAACAAGAUUAAGUAAUUACAAUAAACGGACUAUACGCUAGAUUUUGCAUUAAUUUCGAUAUUGUCAAAGAGUAAGUUUGUACUUGAUCACUGUGUAGUUAAUAAAGUUAUUUGCCAUUAUUA
This is a messenger RNA of Spodoptera frugiperda (fall armyworm), 1817 nucleotides long. RefSeq lists its product as uncharacterized. The transcript is spliced from 6 exons. Lineage: Eukaryota; Metazoa; Arthropoda; Insecta; Lepidoptera; Noctuidae. The record is from RefSeq and is a predicted model, not a curated record. Bases 66 to 1706 code for a protein of 546 amino acids.